AUGAUUCAGCAUCCCGACAGUAGAUACAUUGAUCCUGUCAAAGUUAAAAUCAGAGAUCAACCAGCUCACUGUGCUUUUGUAGAAGCAGAGACUGAUGGAAAACCUUGGUACGUUGACAUUAAAAUGUUCUUGGAGAAAGGAGAAUAUCCUGAAGGAAUCACCAUCAAUCAGAAGAAGACCAUCAGGAAAUUGGCGAAUAGUUUCUUUCUCAACAAGAAUGUUCUGUACAAAAGAACCCUGAAUUUGGGAUUGCUUAGAUGCGUUGACUCCAUCGAAACCACAGGAUUGAUUGAAGAAGUGCACGCUGGAACUGACGGGCCUCACAUGAAUGGGUUCAUGCUAGUAAAGAAAAAUGUUAAGAAUAAGUUAUUAUUGGAGACCAUAGAGAACGAUUAUAGCAAAUUUCGUCCAGAAAUACCACAAGUGUCAAAUUCAUGGAGACUUGAUAAAGGUUCCUCUGACAUAAUUGAAUGCUAUGACGUCGCCUUGGCCAUUUGCUGCUUGGGGCAUGGAUGUCAUAGGAUAGUUGGGCCAACUGCAUCAAACAAACACCUUUUCAUUUUAGUCGCCAUAGACUACUUCACCAAGUCGGUGGAAGCAGUAUCUUAUGCAUCAGUAACAAAGAAAGUAGUAGCACAUUUUGUGCGCAACAUCAUAUGCCAAUUCGACAUGCUAGAAUCAAUCAUAAUAGACAAUGGGGCUAAUCUGAAUAGCCACUUAAUGAAAGAAAUGUGUGCGCAAUUCCGAAUCACUCACCAAAAUUCGACCGCAUACCGACCGCAAAUGAAUGGGGUUAUGGAAGCCGCAAACAAAAACAAUAAAAAGAUCCUCAGAAAGAUGAUUGAUAACUACAAAGACUGGUAUAAACAACUACCUCAUGCAUUACUGGGAUAUCGUACUACGGCCAGUACUUCAACUGGGUCCACCCCGUACCUGUUAGUGUAUGGCACUGAAGCAGUAAUACCAGCCAAAGUAGAAAUCCCUUCACUUCGAAUUGUACAUGAAACUGAGUUAGACGGUGCAGAAUGGAUCCGCAAGACGUAUGAAUAA
Messenger RNA from Lycium ferocissimum, 1050 nucleotides. RefSeq lists its product as uncharacterized. NCBI's taxonomy places the organism in Eukaryota, Viridiplantae, Streptophyta, Magnoliopsida, Solanales, Solanaceae. The record is from RefSeq and is a predicted model, not a curated record. The coding region runs from base 1 to 1050 and encodes 349 amino acids. Gene Ontology annotation, molecular function: nucleic acid binding. The transcript has a single exon. Gene Ontology annotation, biological process: DNA integration.